This is a messenger RNA of Papilio polytes (common Mormon), 3251 nucleotides long. It is a transcript of the gene FoxP, whose product is annotated as forkhead box protein P1. Gene Ontology annotation, biological process: regulation of transcription by RNA polymerase II. NCBI's taxonomy places the organism in Eukaryota, Metazoa, Arthropoda, Insecta, Lepidoptera, Papilionidae. Gene Ontology annotation, cellular component: nucleus. Gene Ontology annotation, molecular function: RNA polymerase II cis-regulatory region sequence-specific DNA binding; DNA-binding transcription factor activity, RNA polymerase II-specific. Bases 831 to 2672 code for a protein of 613 amino acids. The transcript has 18 exons. The record is from RefSeq and is a predicted model, not a curated record.
UUUAUUUUAUUCGGCGCUAUGCUCCACCACGGGGCGAGCCUUUCGACUCAGUUUUAACGCGCGCGUUUUAUGAAACGACAACUAUGCGUCGAUGUUCGCUCGCAGAUAAUUCAUAUCGUGACCGAAAAUAACUACCGCGGUAAACAAAUUCGCAACUUUAUUAUAAGGUUUUUAAUUUUUUUUAUAAUAUUUAGAGACACCGGCGUUGUCUCCGCGAAUCUUAAUAGUUGAUCAUAGUUUAUUUUUACCGCCCAACGUGUGUUAAUAAUUGUGCUGGGGCCACUAGCGACUGUUUCUUUUUAUUAUCGUGUUUGGUUUGAUUCGCUGCAUUCGUAUUGCGGAAGCGAUUUCUUGUGCAAAUAAAAAAUAUAACGCGAAAACCGGCCGUGUUUUGAGAUUGUUCACCCACAGACCUGAUUAAUGCUGAUAAGAAUUGUUCUUUGCCGCGUUGAAAAUAUAAUCAAGGAGUUUUGACAACAGAUAUUGUUUCGCUUUGAUAUAGUCGAGUAUUUUCGAAAGUUUGCCGUUUGAGGAACAUGUGCUGAGGAAUAGAUACUGGACAGAAAGUUUGGAAAAGUGCUGAGUACACAUUGAUGCUGCGAGUGUUUUUUCAACGCGUUUUCGAGGCUAAGCGCUAGUUGUUUGAACAAGUGUGUUUUCUAAUGGAUUUAUUUUGAGAUUGUGUUCAAAACAUAAGAGCUGAAUUGCUUCAGUUAUUACAAGAGCGGCGAGGAGGUGUGCCGCAGGGUACCAAUCGCGGCCCCAUAUUGUAGAACUUAAUUAGUGUUUUAUUAAUAAAUAUUUAUUUAUAUACAAUCUGUGAUACCUGGAUGUGUCUCCAAAGGGACGAAGACGAUGGUGGUCAUAUAAAUGAUUUGAGACCAAUGGUGCAGCUACCUGUACUGGGUCCGGAGCCGGCACUGAACGCGAGCCCGGGCGGUGCUGCCAAGCCGCCGCUACUCAACGCAUUCGAGCUGGACCGCUGUCUGGACCGAGAGGAGUCGGGCAGGUGGGGCGACCCGGCCCGCCGGCGGCGGCGCAGCUCCCCUCCACGCCGAGCCUCGCCGCCGCGAGACCAUGAGCCCCUCUCACUCGCCAGGGCAUCAGCCCCGACUUCCCCUACCGGUGGGUCAGCGCACUCUAGCCCUGCGCCAGUGUCGCCAUCCAGCGGUGCGGGACCUCGGUCCCCAUUGCCGCUGGUGGCACCGGACCUGCUGGCAAUGCAGCUCCUCGACCAGCACUCGCAGCUGCAGGCUCUCAUGAAACAACGCCUCUUCCAUCAACAUCAUAUGCAGAAACAGCAUAUGUCAUCGGAGGCUGCGAAGAGGCAGCUGGAACAAUCUCGGCUGCAAGACCAGAUCAACUUGAACCUCCUCUCACAGUCGCAUAUGCAGCCACCUGACUCUUCUCCAGGAUCCCUGCAGCAGCAGCUCGGAGCGCAGCAGCAGCAGCUGGUGCAGCAGCUGCAGGCGGUGCAGCGCCAGUACCUGAUGCACGGCCCACUCUCCGUGCCACCUAAUGCACCUCCAGGUCUGAUGCUAUGGGGCAGCGAAAUGGAGGAGCACCCGUUGUUCGGUCGCGGAGUCUGCAAGUGGCCGGGAUGUGAUGCUCUCGCUGAUGAUUACCAAGCAUUCCUCAAGCACCUGGAGGCAGCUCAUACCCUGGACGACAGGUCUGCGGCGCAGGCGCGCGUGCAGAUGCAGGUAGUGGCGCAGCUGGAGCUGCAGCUGCGGCGCGAGCGCGAUCGCCUCGCCGCCAUGAUGCGGCACCUGCACGCCGCUAGAGACACACACCAUAAAAUGCCACACGGUAGCGCAAGUGAGGGCGCAUCUCCCGGCCCCGUGCGGCGGCGCGUCUCCGAUAAAUCUGGUGUUGCCAUCGCUGGUGAGAUACAACGCAACCGCGAGUUUUAUAAGACAGCGGACGUGCGGCCUCCGUUUACUUACGCCUCGCUUAUUCGUCAGGCCAUUAUCGAAUCUCCGGACAAACAACUCACAUUGAACGAAAUCUACAACUGGUUCCAAAGCACAUUUUGCUAUUUCCGACGAAAUGCCGCUACUUGGAAGAACGCGGUGCGUCACAACUUGUCGCUGCACAAAUGCUUCAUGCGAGUCGAGAACGUGAAGGGAGCUGUGUGGACUGUCGACGAGGUGGAGUUCUACAAGCGGCGGCCGCAGCGAGCCGCGCACGCGCCCGCACUGCACGCGGGAUUCAUGGGCGCUCAAAGCCCUCCAAUGAUGUCGAGCCCUCACGGCUAUAGCGAGGCGUUGAAACGUAAUCUUCAGGGCAUGAUGGAAGAUUGCAACCUGUCCUACAUUUCUGGCGAGGACCAUAUGAUGCAGCCAGAGGAAUAUCCCUCUUCCCACGAUGAUUACAGUCGUCCUACGAUGAUGAACGGUUACGGGGGUAGCAGUAGUCAUGAUAAAGCUGAGGACUUGAGCGGCGGCGACGUGCAGGACGUCAAGCCUAACAUAUACGCUCUCAAAAACGAGAUGCAAGCCUCUGAUUAUUCUAACAAAGAUUACACUAAUCAUAAAGAUUCUUCAAGCAAUCGCAAUGAUCCUAGCCCAUAUGAAGACUAUACUCGUUCUGACGACAGAUACAGACCGUCUAUGUCCCACGUUAAAGACGAAGCUGAGAAUUUGUCACUAAACGAACAGAGAUCUGAGUAAUUUUCAUAUUCGAGUGCUCUCUAACAACGAAAUCAAAGACCUUAAAAAGCAAUACGCAAUUAGCUAGUUUAUAAACUCCUUUCCGCGUAGAAAUAGCUUUCUAUAAUCACAGUAUGUAAUACUUCUACGGGUGUAGAAUUUGGUAUAGGUCAUGUGUUCAGGAGGAAUGUUACGAUUAGACGAAUGUAGUACCCUAGUUAUGUUAAACCCGGUUUAACGGGACAUUUUCAAGUAUUAUAGCUUGUAUGUUAAUCAUUUCGUUUACUUGUUUAAGUUUAGGGAGAGUUUCGAAUUGUUAGAUAGUAGGAAGGGUCAGUCCUUCGACCUUUAAAGGUCCAUAUCAAUAUUUAGAAAGUAAAUAUUUAAUCAUUUGUAUAAAAUAAGAACAAUAAGUAGGUGUAUUUGUUUACAGUAUGGUACAUAAGUUGAUACGCAUAGCGUUGUGUUUGUUCACACAAUUUGUGGUUACUUAUUUUACAAAUUUUAAACAUAGAUAAUAGAUCUCAACAAUCCACAUCUGUGCAGCUCACAAAAUAGGGUUGCCAUUAUAUUUAACAACCAUAAAGUCUAAAAAAAUUU